AUUGCGCCGCACGCGCGCGCAGGUGCGUGAGGCCGCGCCCGCUCGGGACCCUGCAGUCGCGGGCCCGCCAUGGAGCACAUCCGCACGCCCAAGGUGGAAAAUGUGCGCUUGGUAGACAGAGUGUCUUGUAAGAAGGCAGCACUGGGAACUUUGUAUCUGACGGCCACUCACGUCAUCUUCGUGGAAAAUGCACCUGACACAAGAAAAGAAACCUGGAUUCUGCACAGUCAGAUCUCCACCAUUGAAAAGCAGGCGACAACAGCUACGGGCUGCCCUCUGCUUAUUCGCUGCAAGAACUUCCAGAUCGUACAGCUUGUCAUACCCCAGGAGAGAGACUGCCACGACGUGUACAUCUCUCUGAUACGCCUUGCACGGCCAGUGAAAUACGAGGAGCUCUACUGCUUUUCCUUCAAUCCCAAGCUGGAUAAGGAAGAACGGGAGCAGGGCUGGUUGCUGGUUGACCUUAGUGAAGAAUACAAGCGGAUGGGCCUCCCUGAUAAUUAUUGGCAGCUCAGCGAUGUGAAUAGAGACUACAGAGUUUGUGACUCUUACCCCACGGAACUGUACGUCCCCAGAUCGGCCACGGCACACAUCAUCGUGGGCAGCUCCAAGUUCCGGAGCAGACGGCGAUUUCCUGCCCUUUCCUACUACUGUAAAGAAAGCCAUGCCUCCAUCUGCAGGAGCAGCCAGCCCCUUUCCGGCUUCAGCGCUCGGUGCCUGGAGGAUGAGCAGAUGCUCCAAGCCAUCAGGAAAGCCAAUCCUGGCAGUGACUUCAUUUAUGUCGUGGACACAAGGCCUAAACUUAAUGCGAUGGCAAAUCGUGCUGCAGGGAAAGGCUAUGAGAAUGAAGACAAUUAUUCCAAUAUCAAGUUUCAGUUUAUCGGCAUAGAGAACAUCCACGUCAUGAGGAACAGUCUUCAGAAAAUGCUGGAAGUGUGUGAACUUAAAUCUCCCUCUAUGAGUGAUUUCUUGUGGGGGCUGGAGAACUCAGGCUGGCUAAGGCACAUCAAAGCCAUCAUGGAUGCAGGGAUCUUCAUUGCAAAGGCAGUGUCAGAGGAAGGGGCAAGUGUGCUUGUCCACUGUUCUGAUGGCUGGGACAGAACGGCCCAGGUGUGCUCGGUGGCAAGCCUGCUGCUGGACCCUUACUACCGGACUCUGAAAGGGUUCAUGGUAUUAAUUGAAAAGGACUGGAUUUCCUUCGGACAUAAAUUUAAUCAUAGAUAUGGCAACUUAGAUGGUGACCCAAAAGAAGUCUCCCCAGUAAUCGACCAGUUCCUUGAGUGUGUCUGGCAGCUAAUGGAGCAGUUCCCUUGCGCCUUUGAGUUCAACGAGAGGCUUCUGACUCACAUCCAGCACCAUGUUUAUUCCUGCCAGUUUGGGAACUUCCUGUGUAAUAGCCAGAAGGAGAGGCGAGAACUCAGGAUUCAAGAAAGAACCUACUCUUUGUGGGCAAACCUGUGGAAGAGUCGAGCUGACUACCUCAAUCCUCUGUUUAGAGCUGACCACAGUCAGACCCAGGGGAGCCUUCAUCUGCCCACAGCUCCAUGCAACUUCACCUAUAAGUUUUGGAAUGGGAUGUAUAACCGCUUUGAAAAGGGGUUGCAGCCUCGACAGUCUGUUACAGAUUACCUCAUGGCUGUGAAGGAGGAGUCGCAGCAGCUGGAGGAAGAACUGGAGUCUCUAGAAGAAAGGCUGGAAAAAAUUCAGAAAGUCCACUUAAAUGGCACCAAAGUGAAGAGUAAGCAAGGUGAGCCCAGCAGGCACUCGGGGUUCUCCACCUCAGACAACAGCACAGCCAACACGCCUCAGGAUUACAGUGGCAACAUCAAGUCCUUCCCAUCCAGGAGCCCUUCCCAGGGGGAUGAAGACUCUGCUCUCAUUCUAACCCAAGACAAUUUAAAAAGCUCAGACCCUGAUCUCUCAGUGAAUAGUGAUCAAGAGUCUGGGGUGGAGGAUCUGAGCUGUCGAUCUCCCAGUGGUGGUGAGCAUGCACCCAGCGAAGACAGCGGCAAGGACCGGGACUCUGACGAAGCUGUGUUUCUCACUGCCUGAAGUUCCCCUUUGGAGUUCCAAAGUAAAAGACACAGAAACACUUUCAAAUUAAGGGGGAAAGUGCAAUUCGUAGUUAAAAUGUUGAGAAAUGGCAAGUUCCAUCCAGAACCAUAAAAUUACAGCUGUGAAAAUGGAAAAAAAAAAAAAAAAAAAAAAGAAAAGCUCUUUAUCAAUAGCCAGUUCUUUUAUCAAAUCAUAUUGAAGACUGAUCAUCAUUCCUGAGGCUCAUGCUAGACUAUGAAAAUUAUAUUCACUAUAAGGAGAGCAUCUUCACCCAAGGAUGUCCAGACAGUCUUCCCUGGCAUAGCAUGUCUCUGCUUAUAAAAGCCCUCCUGUUUUCUCCCAUACCUGAUGAUGUUUGGACUUUUAUUUCACUUCCAGAUGCAGGUUGCAUCAUCAGGAACAUUUGACAUUUCCUUCUGCCUUUACCAAUAUUAAAAAAAAAUAAAUACUGAGAGUACCCUU
Molecule: messenger RNA, 2517 nt
Organism: Mus pahari (shrew mouse)
Lineage: Eukaryota; Metazoa; Chordata; Mammalia; Rodentia; Muridae
Gene: Mtmr7
Product: myotubularin related protein 7
Exons: 14
Coding region: 70-2052 (660 amino acids)
Biological process (GO): phosphatidylinositol dephosphorylation
Molecular function (GO): phosphatidylinositol phosphate phosphatase activity
Source: RefSeq, a predicted model, not a curated record